Molecule: messenger RNA, 552 nt
Organism: Suillus subaureus
Lineage: Eukaryota; Fungi; Basidiomycota; Agaricomycetes; Boletales; Suillaceae
Exons: 2
Source: RefSeq, a predicted model, not a curated record
AUAUGGAUUCGAUUGUCAUUCCAGUGGACAAAGCAACUGUUCACCUCGAUAAAUCACUCAAGGUUUUGGGACUUCACACUGAAGCUAGAACAUCAUUCAUAAGGUGCGCAACUAUGCGCUACCUUGGGCUCUACUCGCUACUAUCUAUCCUUAAGCACGAAUACAUGCGGCCAUUGCCCUCCGACUUGUUCCUCAAGCGGCAUACGAACGCGCCGCUUCUUUAUGCAUUUCUCCGCAGCCUGAUGUCAUGACUCGCGUAUGCAUGUUGUUCAAAGGUAUCUGUAAGGAGCGCCUAGCAAAUUGGGCUAAUGCAUAAAUACAAGCAGAGAAAGACGUUGCUUGGUGAGUAAAUGUAGUUGGAGUCGAUCCUGUAAGAGCUGGUGAUGUGACUUUGUUCAGGCUGUUAGAAUGGGGCGGGAUAGAGGUUCUCAUUCGAUAUUCUAUCAGUUCACUCGAUUUGUGUUAAGGUAUUAUCGCGUGUUGUCUUGAUUAGUUUUGCAUCUGACAGUUGUGAGGAGAACGUGAGCUCGACGGUGUCCGCGAAAUAGAUGC